This is a messenger RNA of Meleagris gallopavo (turkey), 1555 nucleotides long. RefSeq names its product transmembrane protein 268 (gene TMEM268). The record is from RefSeq and is a predicted model, not a curated record. NCBI's taxonomy places the organism in Eukaryota, Metazoa, Chordata, Aves, Galliformes, Phasianidae.
GCAAGUCAGUGCUUGUGGCGCGGGGUGAUGGGAGUGCGGAGCUGCGGGCGCUCGCCUGCGCUGUGCGUCCCAGCAGCGGGACCUCCCCAACCUGCAGGGCACAGUGAUGGGCGGUACGGGGCAGUGAGGAGGAGGAGGGAGCAGAUUCUGCACCCCAGGAGCACGGCUGGAUGAGAAAAUGCUGCCGUGCUGAUGGAAAGCAGAAUCUCAAGGAAGUCGCCAGUGGGAGUCUGAGUGAGGAUUUCACAACCUAGUCCCUGGUGAGGAGAGCGAGCUGCCUGCUGCCCGGUGCUGUGAGAUAAAGGAGAUCCAAGAAGCGCUGAAUCGCUGACGCUACGGCACAAAGUUCUUAAGGAGCGGUGCCUUCAGCAUGGCCUACAAAAGCCAGGAUGGUGGGAUUGAGAAAAACAGCUCGCUUUCCUCCGUCCUGUAUUGUAAGAGUGAUUUGAAGGAAGGAUCCCCGCAGUGGGUGAAAGAACCCCGCAAUGGCCAGGUGCUCAUGGUGCUCAGCAUGGACAACACUUGCUCAUCUGCCUCCUUCGACAUGGAGCUUUGUGCAGAGAAACUCCAGUCCCUGGGUGUUCAGGCAAUCCGUGAUUCUUGCUCCUGGUUCCCUGAGCAGGCGGCAGCGGGUGAGUGGAGGAGGCUGAUCGAGGAGGCAGUCCUGAAGCCCGAAGUGAGGCGAUACCUCUUCUACAACUCCAGGGCAUUCCAGAUAGCCAUUGCUGUGAUUUUCUACAUGUCUCUCUGGAUAAAUAUUUACACCACAGUCCAGCUCUGCUCCUUUGGGCGCUACUGGGAGGCCAGCGUGCUGGUGACUGUGGCUGCUGUGGCUGUCACUGUGGUUGUGAUCCUGGUCAUCGACCACCGCCAGAGAAAGAUAAAUAUGAAUACAGACGUGCGGCUGGCAGCUGUCAAUGAAUUCUUUAUCAAACACAGCUUAAUUCUGGGGAUUACUGAUGUCCUGGAUGGGCCACACAGCAUCCUCCAAUUGUGGUUUGUGCAUUUCAGCCCUGAGCGCUGCCUUCAGUCCCUGUCAGCCCACAUCACAGAGCUGCGACAGGCACCAGAGCUGGGCUGGCGGCACAGGCUGGACCAGCUCUGUGUGGUGAUGGAGGUGGCUGUUCCUGCAGCAGAGGACACUUCGUGCGAGGAAUCACCUCUCCUAUCCGGUGGGGAGAGCUUCAAGAAAGAGCCCAUGAUGUGCAACGAGCUGCUCCACCUCAUCCCUGAGGGCCCCCCAGAGGUGAUGGCCCAGCAGCUCCUGGUGAUCUUCAGUGCCUGCUAUGUGCGGUUGCUGGUCAGCGGCCGGCUGCCCCGUCCUGUGCUCUCUGGGCACAUGGAGGGCAGCUGUGUGCCCUGCCUUUGCCAGUUCAUCCAGGCCUCUGUGCUCAGCACAGAGCGCUGCUGGCUGCCGGGCAGAGGGCUGCGGGGGGCUGAAGGGCAAGCACAGCGGUGUGAAGAGACAGAGAAGGCUGUCACCACUCAUCCCGGACUCUGGAAGAAGGAGUGGAAAUAGGACUCUAAUAAAGCAUGCAAACUUGCCAUGCAUUCA